AUGGGAAAAGAGGCGAAGGAGCAGCCGAAGCUGUCCGAGCUCUAUGAAAAGUUGACUGCCGAGCAGCAAACCAGCUUGUCGAAGGCUGUGACGGAGAAGCUGCAGACCAUGAUCGGCGGCUAUGGUGAGCUUGGGGUUCUGGUGGAGUACAUCUCGGUGAUGCUGCAGUCCAGCAGGCCCCCAGAGGCGAUCCAAACCGAACUCGAAGCUUUCCUCCAAGAUCAGAGCGGCCCUUUCACUCAGUGGCUCUGCGAGAAGCUUCAGAAGGUGGUGAACGAAGGCGGAAAGCGGCGUCGCCGCGAGAAGCGCGCAGAGGAUGGCAAGGACGCUAAGCCAAAGGAUGCCAAGGAUGCCGAGAAGAAGGCCAAGAAGGAGAAGAAAGCCGCUGCCCAAGCUGCGGCCCAAGCUGCAGCCCAAGCAGCCCAGACGGCAGCGACGCCGACCACAGUGGCUGCCAGGAGUCGCUCACGCAAGCGACGACGGCGGGCUGCCACAGCCAGCACCCCAGUAACAGUCACGACGGUGCCAAACCAGGCGGAUCGCAAAGCCAAGUUGACUCCCAACGUGGACUACAUGCAUGAGGGACGGCCUCAAAAGAGCGAUGGCCGGGAAGCUCCUGCUGGAAGCGACACUCGCUGGUCCUUCCGAGCUGACCCCAGUGGGCACCUUCAGCCAAGUCACCACGGUCCCCCCGCUUCGGCGUACUACCAAGCCCCAGGCGCAUACCCUACUCCGCGCCAUCCACAUGCACCCGCUGUAGCCGCCCAGUAUUUCACACCCAAGAAAUGGAAAGUAGCGCGUGGCAACACCGUAGUGCGAAAGAGCGAGAGGCUUGAUAGUGAAGAAGUGCAGAAGUUGCAGGAGGGCGAGAUUGUUGAGCAGGUCGCACCAGCCAUCACCACGGAGAACGGCAUCGUUCGCAUACAGAUCCGACAUCCGUCAUCCCCGCUCUUCCCAAAGCCCAUCGGUUGGGUCACCCAGGAUGCCAGUGCAGCUGGAGGCCCCAAGUUCCUGGAGCCUGGCCCGGAGCCCAUGCAGCGUACUCCACAGAACCCCGGAAGUCAUCCGGGCGGCGGAUGGCGGCCUGACUCUUCUCCCUGGGGGGGAGCCGGCCCUCCAAGCUGGCGCCCGAGACCAGGACCUGGAGUGCCUCCGCCACGACCCGUGGCCUAUGGCAAGGGCUUCCAGAACCUCACCUGGACCCCCAGCUGA
This is a messenger RNA of Symbiodinium necroappetens, 1212 nucleotides long. Lineage: Eukaryota; Dinophyceae; Suessiales; Symbiodiniaceae. The record is from the annotation of a GenBank genome assembly.